CACGCGCACCGGCCCCUCUCUCCGCAGCCCCCAAAUGAUAUUCCCCCACCCAACCCUCCCAUUCUCUCGCUCUCUCUUGCCCUAGCGCGACCCAUCUCCUCUUUCGAUCGCCCCUGUCCUCUUGAGCCGGCUCUUCUUGAUUCCGAGCGUGCAGCUGGAGAUCCGGCGCUGGUAGGGACUGGGUUGUGGUCUGUGGAUGGAGAUGUGAAGGAUUCCAGGAUCAGGAGUGGUAUAAAGAUGAGAGAAGCUGGUCCUUUACAUGAUAGAAUGAUAGAUAGAAAUUGGGUAUUGAAGCGCAAGAGAAAGCGAGUUGCAUACAGAUCUGAGUUAUCAAGGAAAGAGGAUCCGUCUCUGCCAUUAGAGACCCCAAGGAACUAUCCUUCUGCUAAGCGGAAGUUGAAAGGCGAUGUCAGUGUUACUCGAUUUUCUAACAAGAUAAAAGGACAUGAUGGGUAUUAUUUUGAAUGUGUAGAGUGUGAUCUUGGUGGCAAUUUGCUUUGCUGUGAUAGUUGUCCUCGUACCUAUCACCUAAAGUGUCUAAAUCCACCCCUCAAGCGCACGCCGCCUGGAAAAUGGCAAUGCCCAAAUUGUUGUGGGCAGAAAGAAUUUGUCGACCCAUCAAGAAAUGCAGAAGCUAGUUCAAGGAAAGCUAGAACUAAGGGCAUUUUUGAAAAACUUAAUCAUUUGCAUAGAUCUUCAUCCGACCGUGUGCUGGCCACUGGGAAGAGCUCAGUUCAUGAUCGCAGAUUUAGUAAAAAAAAUAAAGCUACUAUAUGUUGUAGGGUUCCUUCUGUUGAAAAGAAACCAGAUGCCUCUGAACUUGAUGUAUCUUGCAGCACGAAAUCAAGUAACUCAAGUGAUGGUGGAUCAAUCAAUGGCAAUGUAACACCAUCAGAUGAUAAAGCCCAGAAUCAAACCGGCACAUCUUGUGAUUUGGAUAGCAAUUCGAAAAAGGGAAUUCAUUCUUCUGUUAAACUUUUGGAUGAUGCUGAGGUAUCUCCUGAAGCAAUUUUGAAUGAAGUGCAAGCAAAGAAAUCUAUUGUUAGAUUAGACACUCCUACUGAAAGGUCGAAGAAAAAUAGGCGGAAGCGUAAGUUAAGCAAGAGAGACAAGAAGGGGAUUCUAACUGAAAAAGUAAAGCUAGUUGCACAAAUUGGUUCUACCAACGCAUCUAAUGAAAGUUCUGAUCCUGAGCCUAGGGCGUUGCCUCAAAAGAGAAAAUCAGUUACUCAGUCUACACCUAUCUCAAAGGAGAAACAAAAACUGCGAAAGCUUUCCAAUAAAAAACGGAGGGAGAGGUCCCCUGAGAAAGUUUCUCCCAUAUCUGAUCAGUUGCGUGAACGAGGACAUGAUGCAGAUAAGACUGUCAAGUUCCAUGAUGACCUCCAGGAUUCAACUCAACAGGUAGAUCGGAUUCUGGGAUGCAGAAUUCAGAGAAGCAGUAAGGUCUCAGCAUAUUCUCAACUGGACAAGUUUUCUGGUUCCGCACAAACUAAGUCAGGAAUCAAUUUGGUAAAACUUCCUAUUGAAUCAGUGUCCAGUGGCAUCAAUCCUGGCAAUGGGGAGAAGGAUUCUGGUGUCAAAAUAUGUAAAACUGUAGAAUGUUUUGAAGAAUCUGAAGCCAUCAAAACAAUAGAAUCUUCCAGAGAUCAAUCCAUGGCUUUAAAAGAUUCCAAAAUUCUUGAUGACUGUGCAGUAAAUGCGGUCGAAAAUGAUAAAAAGGCGAAAGAUGAAUCCUUGGAAGAGAAUGCCACUGGUGAACUGCUUACCUCAGCCAGUCAUGCUGAUUGUUCCAAACAGGAGUCUCCUCAUGUACCUUCCAGUUGUGAUUCUGAAGGUGUUCACUGUGCAAGUCUAGAUGCUCAACCUGAUAGCAGUGUUGACAAUGGAAUUCAAUUAAAAACUGCUGAGGAUCCAAAGCCUAUAGAUGAAGAUACUGCUGUAUAUGAAUUUUUGGUCAAAUGGAUGGGUCAAUCCAACAUUCAUAACAGUUGGGUUUCUGAAUCUCAACUAAAAAAUCUAGCAAAGAGGAAAUUAGAAAAUUACAAGGCCAAGUAUGGAACUGCUUUGAUAAAUAUUUGUGAGGAGCAAUGGAGGAUCCCACAGCGAGUUAUUUCUCUCCGAGUUACAGAGGAUGGUAUUGAUGAAGCUUUGAUAAAAUGGUAUGGUCUUCCUUAUGAUGAAUGUACGUGGGAAAGACUAGAUGAACCUGUGAUUGAAAAGUCUGCUCAUUUGAUUGAUGAAUAUAAACAAUUUGAGUCCCAGGCUAUGGAGAAGGAUCUUAAAGAUGACAUUUGUAGAGCCAAAGAUGAUUUUCGUGAAGUAGUUGCUCUGGUGGAUCAGCCAAAGGAGCUUCAAGGUGGCUCGUUGUUUUCACAUCAGUUAGAAGCAUUAAAUUGGUUGCGGAAGUGCUGGCAUAGAUCUAAAAAUGUGAUUCUUGCUGAUGAAAUGGGAUUGGGGAAGACUGUAUCCGCAUGUGCUUUCAUAUCAUCUUUGUGUGUAGAGUUUAAAGCAAAGUUGCCAUGCUUAGUUCUGGUUCCUCUGUCAACGAUGCCCAACUGGAUGGCAGAAUUUACAUCAUGGACUCCUCAUCUAAAUGUUGUGGAAUAUCAUGGAGGCGCAAAAGCGAGAGCCAUGAUUCGUCAAUAUGAAUGGCAUGCUUGUGGCCCAGAGGGAUCACAUACAAAAAGUGCAUCAUACAAAUUUAAUGUUCUCUUAACUACUUAUGAGAUGGUGCUUGCUGACUCCUCUCAUCUGCGCAGUGUUUCUUGGGAGGCUCUCAUUGUUGAUGAAGGCCAUCGUUUGAAGAAUUCUAGUAGCAAACUUUUUAGUCUUCUGAACACAUUUUCCUUUCAACAUCGUGUGCUAUUGACUGGCACCCCGCUGCAGAACAACAUAGGGGAGAUGUAUAAUCUCCUGCACUUUUUGCAACCUGUUUCAUUUUCUUCUCUUUCAGCAUUUGAAGAGAAGUUUAAUGACCUUUCUAAUGCUGAAAAAGUUGAAGAACUCAAAAAAUUGGUUGCGCCUCAUAUGCUUCGAAGGCUUAAAAAAGAUGCCAUGAAAAAUAUUCCUCCAAAAACUGAGCGUAUUGUACCAGUUGAGUUGUCAUCCAUACAGGCAGAAUAUUAUCGAGCUAUGCUUACAAAGAAUUAUCAAAUUUUACGUAAUAUAGGAAAAGGGGGUGUACACCAGUCCAUGCUAAAUAUUGUUAUGCAACUCCGGAAGGUCUGCAAUCAUCCUUAUCUUAUACCAGGAACUGAACCAGAAUCUGGUUCUACAGACUUCCUUCAGGAAAUGCGUAUAAAGGCAUCAGGGAAAUUGACUCUCUUACAUUCAAUGCUUAAGAUUUUAAACAAGGAAGGUCAUCGUGUUCUUAUUUUCUCUCAGAUGACAAAACUUCUUGAUAUCCUUGAGGAUUAUCUGACUAUAGAAUAUGGCUCUAAAACUUUUGAAAGGGUUGAUGGCUCAGUGUCAGUUGCAGAUCGUCAAGCAGCCAUUGCCCGUUUCAAUCAGGAUAAGUCUAGAUUUGUGUUUCUACUAUCAACACGAUCUUGUGGCCUUGGGAUAAAUUUAGCUACUGCUGAUACUGUCAUUAUAUAUGAUUCUGACUUUAACCCUCAUGCUGAUAUUCAAGCUAUGAAUAGAGCACAUAGAAUUGGGCAGUCCAGUCGACUUCUAGUUUACCGACUUGUAGUUCGUGCUAGUGUUGAAGAGCGUAUCUUGCAACUUGCGAAGAAGAAAUUGAUGCUUGAUCAACUUUUUGUGAAUAAGUCUGAAUCUCAAAAGGAAGUGGAAGAUAUACUUCGUUGGGGGACUGAGGAACUUUUCAAGGAAUCUGAUGAUGUGACUGGUAAAGAUACAAAAGAUACUUCAAGUACCAUAACUGAUAUCGUUGUAGAUGGGGAGGUUAAACAUAGGAGGAGGGUUGGUGGCCUUGGAGAUGUAUACCAGGAUAAAUGCACUGAUGGGCCCUCAAAGAUUGUGUGGGAUGAGAAUGCAAUACUGAAAUUGCUUGAUCGUUCUAACCUCCAGUCAGGGGCCUCUGAAAGCCCUGAGGGGGAUUUAGAGAAUGAUAUGCUUGGAUCAGUUAAGUCACUUGAAUGGAAUGACGACUCAAAUGAAGAUCUGGCGGGAACUGAUUCGUCUCCUAAUAUAGUUGGUGAUGGAUCUGAACACACCCCUGAAAUCAAGGAGGAUAAUGUAGCUAGUGUCACAGAGGAAAAUGAAUGGGAUCGACUGUUGCGUGUGAGGUGGGAAAAAUAUCAGACUGAGGAGGAAGCUACACUUGGCCGGGGCAAGCGCUUGAGAAAAGCAGUUUCUUACAAGGAGACAUUUGCUACAAUACCUAGUGAAGCUUUAAGUGAGAGUGGUAAUGAGGAUGAAGAGCCAGAACCAGAAUACACACCUGCUGGUCGAGCGCACAAAGAAAAAUAUGUUAAGUUGCGUGCUAGGCAGAAGGAACGGUUAGCUCGGAGGCGCAUAAUAGAGAUACCUUUUCCGACCGAAGGGCUUGAUUCACAUAUGCAAUUGCAGAUUCCCAACUUAAAGGAAACAGAGAGUGCUUGUCCAAGAAAAACUAUGAAUGAUACAACACCAAGUUGUUCUCACAUUAAUGAUCGAGAAACAUCAACAAGCCAUCCAGUUGAAGAUAAAGAUAGAAUGGCGAGACAAGGGAAGUCUUUGAAGCAUGGAAUCAAAAGAUUCCAAAACACUCUUCUAGAUCUUUCUGUUAGACCUCCCGGAUCUUUCCCUCAUGAUGUUGCCUUGCCAAACCUCCAGUCCAAGAAUGCUGGUUACCCAUCUACAGUGCCUCCUAGCAAUAAUUUGCCUGUUUUAGGACUUUGUGCUCCCAAUGCUACUCAGGCAGAAUCAGCUUCUCGGAAGUUUCAGUCUUUCCUCAGCCUUCCAUCAUCAUCAUCACAUAAUGAGCACCGAGGAACAAGCGCUGGAAUGGCAGACUUUCCAAUUCCCCCAACUUCUUGUUCUGGACCUUCAAAUAUGAACAUCAAAGAUGCACAGCAGAUACUUCCAGAAACAUCUGGGGAGGUUUUGCGUUCAUCCUUGAAGCAUAUUUUAUCUGACAGCUAUAUACCUUUUUGCCAUGGCCCCCCUCCAGCUUCGAAAGGAAGUGGCCAUGAUCCUCAUGAUUGUUCCAGUUCUUCUUUUGCUGCUUUCCGGGAGAAAAUGUGUCUUCCUAGUUUAGGUCUUGACAGUAGGUCGCCCCCACCACCGCCUAAGUUUCCGCUUCCAUCGUUGAACUCAGCAAGGCCCUCACAUAUGGAUCUCUUGCCGAACUUGUCUUUGAGCACAAAUAUGGAUCACCCUAGUGUUCCCUUUGAAGAGCUGCCGAAUGUCCCACUGGUGCCACAUUUCAGGCAACAGUUGAAUGAUUGUCUGAAGCUAAAGCAGCAAGCGAUGGAGCUACCUUCAAUGCUUGGUUUAAGUCAGAUGCAAACCACUCAUAAUUCAUUGCCCGAAAAUCACAAGAGAGUUCUGGACAGUAUUAUGAUGAGAACUGGCUCUGCGAGAAGUAAAUUCUCAAAGAAGAGAGUAAAACUAGAGGUGUGGUCGGAAGAUGAACUUGAUGCUCUUUGGAUUGGUGUGAGGAGGCACGGGCGGGGUAACUGGGAUUCCAUGCUAAGAGACCCGAAAUUGAAGUUCUCAAAGCACAGAACUCCCGGGGAUUUAUCAUCCAGGUGGACUGAAGAGCAGCUGAAGAUUUUCGAUGGGCCAACUUUCAACUCAUCAAGAUCAUCCAGACCUCCGUUGUUGCCGGGGAUCUCUGAUGGAAUGAUGACUCGAGCAUUGUUUGGCAGUAAAUUUGCUAGUCUAGGCGCUGAUCCUUCUAAGUUCCGCUCGCAUCUGACAGAUAUCCAACUAGGCCGUGGGGAUUUGAAUUCUUCCUUUCUUCCUAUUGACUCGGGCAAUCAUUUCAGUACAGUAAAUGAGAGCUUCCUCUCUGCUCCGUCGUGGCUUCCCGAAAAAUCCAACUUUUCUACUGAUUUUGGCAUCGGAUCAUCUGAUCGACCUGGAAACUUAAAUUUGCAUGCUGAUCACCAGUUUGACCUCAAUCCAUUUGCAGCAGGCAAGAAUUUUGUAUCUCCAAACAUGAAUUACUCUGCCAGCUGUGAUAUACCGAAAAUGGAUGAUCAAGCAUCCACCAGCAAGUACCUCAAACUGCCGAAUUUUCUGGAUAGAUCAUUACAUCCAAUGGCAGAGAACUACAAUACUUAUCACUUUGGUGAAAGCAGUUCUGGAUUUUCGCUUGAUGCACAAAAGAAACAGAAUUUUGGCAAAUCGCCAAUCGAUAAUGAUGCUGCUCCUGCUAGCAGCUCAAAAGCAGACAAACUUCCUCAUUGGCUUCGAGAUGCUGUUAGUCUUCCUCCAACGAAGCCACCGGAGCCCGAGUUGCCACCUACUGUUACUGCAAUUGCUCAAUCUGUCCGCUUGCUUUACGGUGAAGAUAAGCCGACUAUUCCUCCGUUCAUCAUUCCGGGCCCUCCUCUUUUCCAACCGAAAGAUCCAAGAAAAGACCUGAAAAAGAAGAGAAAAUUGCAGAAACUUCGUCAGGUACCUCCCGAGGUUGCAGGAUCAAGCAAGAACUCUCAGCCUGAUAAUUCAGACAUCCCGUCGGCUGGUCCAAAUCCCAGACUUCUAUCCCUGAACCUGAAUUUAACUUCACCAUCCUCACCAUCAUUUGAAAACAAAGAAAAGAAAUCAGUAUCUCCGUCUGUUGUAACUCCGGAAGCUAGUUUCCUGGUAACUGAAACCUUUGCCUCAAAAGAACAGGAAACAACUACUGAACCAACUGGCAAAGAAGUUCCCGGUGAUUUAAAACCCUUCAGCGGAGUACGAAUUGGAAGUACAAACUCACUCAUGGGAUCGUGUGCGGAGACUGCACAGGCCGGAGAUUGUAGCAAGACUAAAACAGAUAUGUUCGGAGAUGAAGAGAAAAAAACCGAUGAGUUAUCAUCAGAAGAAACCGUACACGGUGAUGGUUCAUAGUGAUCAUGUACCAUGAUAUUUUUCGCCUUACAUCAUCAACAUUCAUCUAUGCUUGACCAGCGGAAUGCCAGUUUUGUAGCUCGGUCAGAACAAAUGCCGCCUUGCAGAAAAUACUUCGAGAUCGAAACAUCUUUGUAAAGUUUUCAAAAAGAGAAAUAUAUAUAUAUAAUUAUAUAGUAAGUGUUGCUCAAUUGAAAUUACUGUAUUACAGUUGAACAUUGUUGUUAACUUAUUCAGAUAAAGAUAAUUUUUUUUUCUUCUUUUCUUGAUCA
Molecule: messenger RNA, 7277 nt
Organism: Dioscorea cayenensis subsp. rotundata (Guinea yam)
Lineage: Eukaryota; Viridiplantae; Streptophyta; Magnoliopsida; Dioscoreales; Dioscoreaceae
Product: protein CHROMATIN REMODELING 4
Exons: 12
Coding region: 238-7005 (2255 amino acids)
Biological process (GO): chromatin remodeling; negative regulation of transcription by RNA polymerase II
Cellular component (GO): nucleus; chromatin
Molecular function (GO): histone binding; ATP binding; ATP hydrolysis activity
Source: RefSeq, a predicted model, not a curated record